Molecule: messenger RNA, 2572 nt
Organism: Asterias rubens (European starfish)
Lineage: Eukaryota; Metazoa; Echinodermata; Asteroidea; Forcipulatida; Asteriidae
Exons: 5
Coding region: 468-2564 (698 amino acids)
Source: RefSeq, a predicted model, not a curated record
CCAUAAUGCAAUAUACAAAAAAAAAAAUUUUUUUUUUUUUUUUGGAUUUACGUGCAAAGUUAGUCAAAAUCUUCCUUUUCCCAAAAUGUUGAGGUUCCAAGUCCGUUGUCUUGGUAAUUACGCUAAUGAGUGUGUUGAAUUUUCGCCAAGUUGGCGAUUUUUCGUUUUCACGAAGUAGCACAGAAGUCGGUGCUACUUCGUGAAAACGGUAUUGAGCGAUUUUUGAGGUUUUGCGGUUUCACGAAGUAGCACCGCAAUCUCGUUCUCAGAGUUUUACUUUACACAAGUACAAGUUAACGCACGAACGCGAUCACAAUAGAAACGACGUUGCAUUCAAAAUGGCGCCACUCCAGUCUUUCCGGGAUGCCGGUUUGGUUGUCAUCGACAACUUAACAUACAGCUUAAACAAUGGGUAAUUUGGAGUGAUGUAUUGAAUCGUGCAUCGGGGAAUUCCAAUAUUAUAUAAGAUGUCAAGAAAACAGCAAUUGGAUCCCCAAACUGAUCUUUUGGUGGAAUGGAAGGAUGGAACUAAAAAUGUGGUCAAGAUACAGGACAUCAUCCUAGUGAGCAGAAAGCUUGAAAAGGGGUGCAAAAUAUCAAUGAAAUGGGGACAGCAGACAUGGGAAGGACGGGUGCUAGAUGUUGAAGGCAACACCGAUAGUGAUGAUGAUUCGGAUUCCGAUAUUCCUCUUGCUCAGCUAAAAGCAAACAACCAAACCAAAGCUCAAGAUACGUAUGGCUCAUCACAGAUGCCUGCAAGAUGUGACGAUUUUUUCUGCAGCGGAGAGGUCUGGGCAGCUUGUAACAAAUGUUUGUGUUUCCUUUGCUAUGACCAUUUUCUAGUAAAUAAGGAUUGUAGUACACAUAAUCUGUAUCAUGGCUUAACACACACAUCAGCUUCCAUAUUACAAACAGAAACACCCUUGUGUGCAUCACCAAGUGGAGUUUAUGGGCAUGGUUUGCAGUAUCAAACUUUAAAUUCAGAGCUUUUUGAUAGUUCAUCUACAUCUUUCACAGAGUUGCUGUUAGCUGGACAUGAUGAGUCUGUAGCCACUCUUCCUUCAUCAUCCAGCUACCCUAGUUCCAGUCGUACUCCUUCAACUUUGUCUGUGGGUGGAUGUGCCCCCUUAGCUGGACAUGACGGUCUUACAUCUCUGUCUUCAAGCAGUGUGCCUGCUACACGACCCCCUCCUUCAACUUUGUCUGUGGGUGGAUGUGCCCCCUUGGCUGGACAUGAGCAUUUAGCUUCUCUUCCUUCGUCGGCCAGCUUGCCUAGUUCACAAGCUUCAUGGUAUGAUGCACACAGUGAACACUAUGAUGUGCAGCCAGAUGAUUUUAGAGUUGAUGGUGAGUCAAGACCACUCUCUCCAAAUGUUGUUAAAACACCCAAAAGCAAAAAUUUGGCAGUUAAGCACAACAGAAACAGAGGAAACGCCUACAUAAUGGAAAAAUCAAACAAAUGUGUACCGUCAAAACAUGGACAAUUAGGAGAGAGUAACUGCUGCUUUUGCAAGUUCCAAGGUCGAGAUUGCCCUAAGAUUUCUACGGAACAACGUCACCAAAUCAGGGAAGCCUAUUACAACAUGGCAGAUUUGCAGAAACAACGUGAGUGGAUAAUAAGACACGUAGUUGUGAACCAGGUUUCAGAUUUAAAGCGCAAUUAUUCCUACUAUCUGCCACAGAUAACCAAGGAGGGCCAGAAAUGGAAGGUAUGUCGUCAGAUGUUUACAAGUACAAUUGGUGUUUCUGUUUGUCAAGUCCGCACUGCUUUGAGUAAGAUUGACCAGUUUGAUGUACUAGAAGGAGAGAAACGUGGUGGACGACAAAUGGUUGAAAAGGACCAAACGAAGAGAGAGCAGGUAAAAGCUCAUAUCAAUAAAUUUCCGCGAAUGGAGUCACAUUACUGUAGGGCCAAUUCAAAAUGCCAGUAUCUUUCACCUGACCUUAACUUUUCAAUAAUGUAUCAGAUGUUUAAGAAAGAUCACCCAAAUGGAGCAUCCAUGACCUUCUAUAAGAAGGUUUUCAAGUCAUUCAACCUGAAAUUUCACCAUGCCAAAAAAGAUAUGUGUGGCUUAUGUGAAACGUUUCACCAUGCAAGUGCUGAACAUAAGAAGGAACUGCAACAGCAAUACGACAGACAUGUGCUGGAGAAAGAAAAAUCUCGUGAAUUGAAAAAUAUUGCCAAAGAAAAAGCCACCAUUGAUAACAAAUACCAUGCUGCUGUCUUUGACCUUCAACAGGUGAUAUACCUGCCAAAGUCUGAUCGUUCGGAGCUUUUCUAUAAGCGUCGACUUUCAUGCUUCAACUUCACAAUAUUUGAGUUAGCAAGUAAAGACGGUUUUUGCUUUGUAUCACAUGAAGGUCGCACAGGACGUGGGUCUUGUGAAAUAGCAUCCUUUCUUCAUCGGUACCUUUCUACAGUUGAUGAACAAGGUUGUGAGACAGUGGAGUUGUAUUCUGACGGCUGCAUUGGGCAAAACAAAAACUCAAUUAUCCCGGCAAUGAUUUUGUAUUUUGUUGAACGUUCAAUAUCUGUUCAGCAAGUAACAUUGAAUUUCUUUUAAACAAACCA